Molecule: messenger RNA, 813 nt
Organism: Arachis ipaensis
Lineage: Eukaryota; Viridiplantae; Streptophyta; Magnoliopsida; Fabales; Fabaceae
Source: RefSeq, a predicted model, not a curated record
AUGAUAACAAGAGGAUUCGCUAGGGGAGAAAUAACCAAGCCGUCUCGAAAGAGGUACUUAAAAGAAGUCUAUCACGUUGAAGAAGAGACACCCAAUCUCCCAACUAUCUCUUUCGCAAAAGAGGCGCAAGGAAUUGUGCUCGAACAUGAUGACCCCGUUGUAAUCACUAUGAUACUUACUAAUGCAAAUUUACAUAGGACCUUGGUGGACCAAGGAAGCUCAGCCGACAUACUGUUUAAGCCUGGAUUCGACAAGUUAGGGCUGGAAGAAAAGGAACUAAAAUCCUACCCGGAUACUCUUUUCGGGCUGGGGGAUACACCGAUUAGGCCAUUAGGCUUCAUUUCCUUAUAUACUACUUUUGGAAAAGGAUUGAAAUCCAAAACCUUAAACAUCGACUACAUUGUUGUGGAUGUAGCUUCGGCCUACGAUGUCCUAAUUGGCAGGACAACCUUAAAUCGACUAGGAGCCGUUGUCUCCACUCCUCACCUCUGCAUGAAAUUUCCAACCCAGGACGGAAUUGCUACCAUUAAGGGGGAUCAAAGGCUGGAGAAUUCCAACCUCUUCGCUUGGAAGGCCGUUGACAUGCCCGGAAUAGACCCCGGACUCAUGAUGCACAAAUUGGCAGUGUAUUCCAGUUCUCGACCUGUCCAACAAAGAAGGCGCAAGCUCGGACCAGAACGAGCUCAAGUGGUCAAAGAGCAAGUUCAAGCACUACUAGAAGCUGAAUUCGUCAGGGAAGUCAAGUAUCCAACAUGGUGCCACAUAUCAAAGGUUGAUGUACAAGAUGUUCGCACCCCCACCUUGGAAACUUAA